Messenger RNA from Suillus subaureus, 1665 nucleotides. RefSeq names its product cytochrome P450. The record is from RefSeq and is a predicted model, not a curated record. Lineage: Eukaryota; Fungi; Basidiomycota; Agaricomycetes; Boletales; Suillaceae. Gene Ontology annotation, molecular function: iron ion binding; monooxygenase activity; oxidoreductase activity, acting on paired donors, with incorporation or reduction of molecular oxygen. The coding region runs from base 1 to 1665 and encodes 554 amino acids. The transcript has 13 exons.
AUGGAUCCUGUCUUUAUCGCUGCUGGUUUUGUGGUUCUAGCGAUUGUCUAUGGGGUGUACCGUCGAUACUCUUAUAUCUCUUUGGCAGACGUUCCUGGACCAGAGUCUGCAUCGUUUAUCAUGGGAAAUCUGAAAGAACUCUACCAAGGUCAGGCAGCGGAGGCUGACUUCAAGUGGCAAGCUCAGUUUGGGAAUAUCGUUCGCUUCAGGGGGUCUUUUGGCGAAGACCAAUUGAUGAUUUCCGACCCAGCCGCCCUGCAAUACAUACUUGCAAGGUCGGGCUAUCGGUUUCCCAAACCGCAUGAUCGCCGCACCCUCUCCCAGAUGAUGAAUGGAAAGGGAAUUUUCUCGGUGGAUGGUGACAAUCACAAACGACACAAAAAAAUAAUGCUCCCUGGAUUUGGUGGACCGGAGUCCAAAGCCUUCUUGUUAUUAUUCAAGAACUGCGCCGAGUCUAUGUGCAACAAAUGGAUGGAGAUCAUCAGUCACUCUAAGGAGGGGUCAGUAGUGUUCAAUAUUCCUGCUUGGGUGUCCCGCGCAACGUUGGAUGCUAUCGGUGAAGCUGCUUUUGAUGUCCGCUUCAACUCCAUUGACAAUGAUGAAAACGCUCUUGCGCGCUCAUACAGGGGUCUAAUGACUGACGUAUUUGGAUCCCCGUCAGAUGGGAUGUUACUUUUUCAGGAUAUUUCAAAGUAUAUCCCACCUCGGAUUCUCAAAUACUACAUAGAGAUGGGCAAAAGCCCACGUAUCACGCGCAUGCGCGAGACAGGUAACCUGGCGACAUCUGUCGCAAAGCAGUUGGUGAAAGACAAGGCAGAGAUGCUAUUGGGGGGCAAGGGCAGCCGAGAUAUCUUUAGCUUACUUGCAGUCAAAGCCAAUAUGGAUACAAAUGCAAAGGCGAAGUUAACGGAAGAAGAGCUGUUUGCUCAGAUGCGUACUAUCCUCGCCGCAGGUCAUGAGACGACCUCGAACACUAUCAGUUGGGCGCUUCUCGAGCUAGCCAGAUGGCCUGAUAUCCAAUCCCGUCUGCGGGCAGAGAUAUGGGAAACAGAAGCCACUGUGCACGCACGCGGCGAUGUCAACUUCACAAUCGCUGAUUUUGACGCUAUGCCAUAUACUGCUGCUGUGAUAAAAGAAGUUCUGAGAUUAUGUUGUGUCGCAUAUCAUGUACACCGAUGCGCCAGCCAGGAUGACAUCCUUCCGUUGUCACAGCCAAUCACCACGCGAUCUGGGGAGGUCAUCCGUGAGCUACCAGUUCCAAAGGGUACCCGAAUUGUUGUAUCAAUUGCAGCGUAUAACCGGAACAAGGAGCUCUGGGGCGAGGAUGCGCACCUGUUCAAUCCGGAUAGAUGGCUCAAUGGCACAGCAAAAGAGAAGAAGGUGACGUCAAUAGGAGUGUACUCCAAUCUAAUGACAUUCCUCGGAGGAGUCAGGUUUUGUGUCGGAUGGCGCUUCGCGGUGAUCGAACUCCAGGCAUUUCUUACAGAGAUAGUUGGCAAGUUCGAGUUCGCCCCGACUGAUAAAACCGAACUUAUUCGGCGGGAGGCUUGCUUGGUGAUGUCUCCAACAAUAGAAGGUGAAGUUGGAAAUGGUGUUCAACUGCCGUUGAGGGUUUCACUGGCGCGACGCACUGGUAAAGGAUGUCAAACUCCGGGAUGCAGAUAG